Messenger RNA from Gadus chalcogrammus (walleye pollock), 5720 nucleotides. RefSeq names its product NACHT, LRR and PYD domains-containing protein 12-like. The coding region runs from base 1081 to 4947 and encodes 1288 amino acids. Lineage: Eukaryota; Metazoa; Chordata; Actinopteri; Gadiformes; Gadidae. Gene Ontology annotation, molecular function: protein binding. The transcript is spliced from 13 exons. The record is from RefSeq and is a predicted model, not a curated record.
CUAAGGUACCGGAGUUUACUUUGUGAUAUAUCAUGAAUAUGCAUAACUUUGAAUCUUAUCAAAAGGUUGACGGUUAGUUUUCUUUAAAAACACUUUAAAAACGUUAGGAAAUGUAUGGAUGCUAAGCAAUUUGUCAAAAUUAUGGUUGAAUAAUCUGUUAUGUUCUGUUCUGUUCUAACUGGUUAGCUGACGACAUAAUUUCCUUGUUAAUGAGUCUGAGGGUUCGGUUUGGCACAAUUUUUCACAGCAGGAAGAAGGCUAAGGUACUGAACUUAACUCUGUGAUAUAUCAUGAAUAUGCAUAGCUUUGAAUCGUAUCAAUAGGUUGACGGUUAGUUUUCGGUAAAACACGCAGUUAAAAAGAUAUUGAAUAAAUUAGUUGAUACUUGCUCUAAGGUAUGCUACAGGUUAGACUGUGGACAUUGGGGAUCUAACCCAGAAUCUUUCAGCUUAGAGUCAAGCGGUUGAGGUUUAAAUACUUCUAUUACUUUUUCUUCUGGUUUAAGAUUUGUCCUAAAUCACGUGUCCGUAGGUGACUUUAAAGGUACUUAGGACAGAAUGCAACAAUUGUUUUAUUUGUAGUGCGAUACUAUGAUUAUAAUAUUUAGACAGGAAGAUGGCCAUCUUGGGUAGUGAAGGUGUUUAAACCUCAUCUUGACCUGGGUCUUCUUCUCUGUGGGCCUGCAUCAAAGAUCCGGUUGUGAUGUCAUACGACAUGAGGAAGUCCAUAUAUGGACAUGCCUUCAGAGCGGUUUAACCAGCACAGGCAACAGUAGGUAUGAUAUCCGCAUCGGUAAACUUGAUCUUGAUCAGACACGUUUGAAUCCCUAAGAGACUUGAAUGAUGAAACGUCAUUAAAUAGUUAUUAGAAACGUCAUCUCCAAAUCUUGUACCUCUUUGAGAAUGAGAGGGUCUAUGAAUCUCUUUCUAGGAAAGACCAUCCUUGUUCUCGACCAAAUUAAACAGAGACAACAGCAAUGACCGGCAAUAAGUAGCUCCUAUAAGAGCAGAGAGUAGACAAUCGCUGACUGUCAGUAGAUAGAAUAUGUAGUUGUGUUUGUGUCCAGGUCUCCAGUCAACUAUGGAUGAGGAGAGAGAGGUGGGUCCUACCUCUAUAACCACUCUGUCUGGGGAACAUGGCCGCCAGAGCAAAGCUAAGAGCUCAGAGCAUCAAGAGAGAGCAGACUCCCCAGGACCCAGCUGUGUCUCCUUGAAGAGUGGCCACUCUAUGGAUCCACCUGCUAAGUUCAAAGAUGGAAAUCAGUCUAUUGAGAAGAGACAAGUCCAGCAGGAGAGAGCAGACUCCCCUGGACCCAGCUGUGUCUCCAUGAAGAGUGGCCAGUCUAUGGAUCCACCUGCUAAGUUCAAAGAUGGAAAUCAGUCUAUUGAGAAGAGACGAGUCCAGCAGGAGGGAGGAGACUCCCCUGGACCCAGCUGUGUCUCCAUGAAGAGUGACCACUCUAUGGAUCCACCUGCUAAAUUCAAAGAUGGAAAUCAGUUUAUUGGGAAAAGACAACACCAGGAAAAGUCGAAGGUUACCAGUGCUCAGUCUGUACAGCAGCAUCAAACAGAGCUGAUCAAGAGGGCUGAGGAGAAUGCACACGCUUUUUUAGACAAGGAGCUGAAGAAGCUCUGGAGGGUUCUCUACCCAGAUUACCCACAAUGCUCAGAGAGUCAGAGGGAGGAGGAGCAGGAGGAGGAGGAGGAGGUGGAUGGUAAGAAGGAGGAGCAGAGGAGGCGCGCCAUAGAGGGAGUGGUGGACAUCACUACGCUCUGCCUGAUGGAGAUGAACCAGGGGGAACUGGCCGACACACUGUGGGGCGGAGCUGUUGCUGUUGGGUGCCAACAUAAAAUCAAGUCUCACCUGAGGGAAAAGUUCAGGAAUGAGUUUGAGGGAAUCGCUAAAGCAGGACAGCCAACAGGUCUGAAUGACUUCUACACAGAGCUCUUCAUCACAGCGAGAGGCAGUGGAGAGGUCAACCAGGAACAUGAGGUCAGACUGAUUGAAACAGCCUCCAGGAAACCAGCCAGGGAGGAAACACCGAUGAAAUGUGAAGACAUCUUUAAACCCUUACCUGGACAAGAUCAACCAAUCAGAACAAUAAUGACAACGGGAGUGGCAGGCAUUGGUAAAACCGUCUUAACACACAAGUUCACUCUGGACUGGGCUGAAGGGAAAAACAACCACAACGUUCACUUCACGUUUCUCUUGACUUUCAGAGAGCUGAAUUUACUGAAAGGGAAAGAGUUUAGCUUGGUGGAACUUCUUCAUCACUUCUUUAUUGAAACCAAAGAAGCAGCUAUCUGCAGAUACGACCAGUUCCAAGUUGUCUUCAUCUUGGAUGGUCUGGAUGAGUGCCGACUGCCUCUGGACUUCCAGAACAACCAGAUCUUGACUGAUGUCACUGAGUCCAUCUCGGUGGACAUGUUGCUGACAAACCUCAUCAAGGGCAACCUGCUUCCCUCCGCUCGCAUUUGGAUAACCACACGCCCAGCAGCAGCCCAUCAGAUCCCUGCUGAGUGUGUUGACAGGGUGACGGAGGUGAGAGGCUUUAGCGACUCACAGAAGGAAGAGUACUUUCGGCACAAAUUCAGAGAUGAGACAAUGGCCAGCAAAAUCAUCUCCCAUGUCAAGAAAUCACGAAGCCUCCACAUCAUGUGUCACAUCCCAGUCUUCUGUUGGAUCGCUGCAACAGUUCUGGAGGACUUCUUUAAACCAUCCCAGAGAGGAAAAGAGAUGCCAAAGAAUGUGACUCAGAUGUACAUCCACUUCCUGAGGGUUCAGUCCAUACAGGCGGACAUGAAAUACCAUGGGAGAGCUGAAAUAGAUCUAGACUGGAGUUCAGAGAGCAGGGAGAUAAUUUUUUCUCUUGGAAAACUGGCUUUUAACCAGCUGGAGAAAGGCAACCUCAUCUUCUAUGAGGCAGAUCUGGCAGAGGGUGGCAUCGAUAUCAGAGCAGCCUCAGUGUGCUCAGGAGUGUUCACCCAGAUCUUUAAAGAGGAGCAUGGGCUGUACCGGGACAAGUUGUUCUGCUUUGUCCAUCUGAGCCUCCAGGAGUUUCUGGCAGCCCUUUAUGUCCUCCUGUCCUUCAUCAACACUGGUGUCAAUCUACUCUCAGAAGAACAAGCUACCUCUAGGAAAGGUGAACUUUUCUUCUACCAGAUUGCUGUGGACAAGGCCUUACAGAGUGAGAACGGACACCUGGACUUGUUCCUCCGCUUCCUCCUAGGCCUAUCUCUGGAGACCAAACAGAAUCUACUUGGUCUACUGGGAUGGACAGGAAGAGGAUCACUGACCACUAAGAUUAAACAAGGUCUGGAAAUUCGGCUGGAUGAAAGCCAGCACAAUCUGAGAAUAGUAAAUGACAUCAAGAAGAAGAUAAAUGGAGAUCUCUCUCCAGAGAACAGCAUCAAUCUGUUCCACUGUCUGAAUGAGCUGAACGACUGUUCUCUAGUGGAGGAAAUCCAACAGUCUCUUACAUCAGGAAGCCUCUUCAUGGAAUCUCUCUCUCCUGCUCAGUGGUCUGCUCUGGUCUUCAUCUUACUGUCAUCAGAAGAGGAGCUGGACGUGUUUGACCUGAAGAAAUACUCUGCUUCAGAGGAGAGUCUUCUGAGGCUGCUGCCAGUGGUCAAAGCCUCCAAAACAUCUCUGCUGAAUGACUGUCAACUGUCAGAGAGAUGCUGUGAAGCUCUAGCCUCAGUUCUCAGCUCCAGUGCCUCUAGUCUGAGAGAACUGGACCUGAGUACCAAUGAUCUGCAGGAUUCAGGAGUGGAGCUGCUCUGUGCUGGACUGGGGAGUCCACACUGUACACUGGAAACUCUCAGUCUGAAUGGCUGUCAUCUGUCAGAGAGAUGCUGUGAAGCUCUGGCCUCAGUUCUCAUCUCCGACUCCUCUCGUCUGAGAGAGCUGGACCUGAGCUUCAAUGAUCUGCAGGAUUCAGGAGUGGAGCUGCUCUCUGCCGGACUGGGGAGUCCACACUGUACACUGGAAACUCUCAGGCUGAAUGACUGUCAUCUGUCAGAGAGAUGCUGUGAAGCUCUGGCCUCAGUUCUCAGCUCCAGUGCCUCUAGUCUGAGAGAGCUGGACCUGAGCUUCAAUGAUCUGCAGGAUUCAGGAGUUAAGCUGCUCUCUACUGGACUGGGGAGUCCACACUGUACACUGGAAACUCUCAGCUUAUCUGGCUGCCGGGUCACACAGGAAGGCUGUGCCUCUCUGGCCUCAGCUCUGAGCUCCAACCCCUCCCAUCUGAGAGCGCUGGACCUGAGCUACAAUCACCCAGGAGACUCUGGAGCUACGCUGCUCUCUGCUGGACUGAAGGAUCCACGCUGGAGACUGGACACUCUCAGUGUGGAGCACGGUGGAGUAGAAAGGCUGAAACCAGCUCCACAGAGGUAUGCCUGUGAACUAACACUGGACCCAAAUACAGCCUACAGACGACUCUCUCUGUCUGAGAACAACAGAAAGGUGCUGUUUGUUGAAAAGGAGCAGUCUUAUCCUGAUCACCCAGAGAGAUUUGACUCCUGGUCCCAAGUGUUGUGUAGAGAGGGUCUGAAUGUUCGAUGUUACUGGGAGGUAGAGUGGGAAGGAUCUGUUGCUAUAGGAGUGACACACAGAGGAAUCACAAGGAUAGGAGGGGGUGUUGAUAGAAGGCUUGGAUACAACAACAAGUCCUGGAGUCUUGAUUGUUAUUAUGGUUGUUACAUUGCCGGGUACAACGGUAGUGAAACAGUCAUACGUCUCCUCCCCGCUGGCUCUAACAGAGUAGGAGUGUAUCUGGACCGACCCUCUGGCACUCUGUCAUUCUACAGAGUGUCCCCAGGUGGAGGAGGGUCCUCAGACACACUGACACACAUCCACACCUUCCAGUCCAUCUUCACCCAGGUGAACCUCCUCCCUGCGUUAGGGUUAUUGAGUUAUGGUUCCUCAGUGUCUCUGUGUCGGUUGUAGUUAAACACGCAUAUCUCAACACACAAAUAUUCAGGCACACAGACAAACACAUGUAUAUAUCAACACGCAUACACUAUACACACACACAUUAUGAAUACAUACACUACACACAUAUAUGAAUACACACAACCACCCACAUAUGUGAAUGCACACACGCACAUUCAUAUUUACACACAUUCCCAUACAUACAUACAUGGUUUAAAUACAAGCACUCAACUAUACUCCAAAUGCUUUUAUUGGGCUUGUGAAAGUUGGAAGGAAGAGACUUUUAAGAACUUCAAUAGGGUUAACUAAGUAGGUUUUCAAGACUUCCUUUCUAAUGUCAAAUACUGAUUGAUAGUAAGUCAAAACACAUUUAUACUACAAUAUUUUAUAUAUUUUCAGACAUUAACAGUUUCAUACUAAAGGCCUCUGAUAUCAGUUUAUAUUUUGCAAGCUUAACAUGAUUUUAGGUAGAUUAAUUAUUAAAUUCAUAAUAUCUAUGGGAAAGGAUAUUGAUCUUAUUGUGAAUCAUCAAUAUCAACUGUUGGGAUCAACACAGCAAUAUAACAUGUUUUUAUUAAAGAUAUGUGCACACCUCUUUAUGAUUAGUAAUGUUCUUGUGUUUAUUGUGUACACGUAAGGGACUAUUUUUCUGUUGUACUGGUUAAUAAAGCAUCAUGGUAAUAAACAACUCAGUUGAUCAACUGAAUGUUCUUAUGUGUUCAACAGAGGAUCAGUUUACACUUUAAGGUUGGGGGUUCACUUAAUCAAAAGCACAACAGAGGCUUCAU